AUGAGAUCGCAUUCGCUUGUCAUAUUCCGGGUGCCUCCUUGGCCUCGCAAACCCUAUUUGGGGAGCAGAACACAAUCGGCGCAUGGUCAACAAUUCGAGGCGUGUUUUACUCUCAAGGAAUGUGGCUCCAAAUGCGACCGGGUGAGGCAGCUGGCAAGCUCGCACAACAAGAGGAAUGUCAGACCACCGGAACUGCUUCCCAGCGCGGUAGUACUCAUGGCCUAUAAUACCGUCCACCAAGCCUCCUCGUUUCAUCAAUCUCAGCCGCUCAUCGAGCCGCGUCGCUUAGAUAUCUGUCAAAAGUCAUCUUCCAGGAAACGCAGAUCCCCGGAUAAGGGGAUGCAGGCGUCGAAACGAUCGCGUUCCACCAAUCAACCAUCAAGGGACACCCAGGAGGAGAACGAACUAGCUUUCUCCAUUCAGUCGGCACACAAACCGAGCCUCUUCGACAGGAAUGGCGAGGAACUUUACGACAACCGUGUCCUCCGGUGUCUCGUGAUCUCGCCCGCUGGCCGCCCGAUCCACGAGUACAAGUCACGCCUGGAGCUGCUCACGGCGCUUCGCGAUGCAAUUAAGGCGCACCGGUCUCUUUACCUGGAUGGGAACAUCCUUCAUCGGGAUAUUUCAGAGAACAACAUAAUAAUAACCGAUCCAGACCAGACAAAUGGCCACUCAGGCAUGCUAAUUGAUCUGGAUCUUGCCAAGGAAGUCGGGAGCGGACGUAGUGGCGCGUGGCACCAGACUGGCACGAUGGAGUUCAUGGCGAUCGAGGUGUUGCUUAAUAUCGACCACACCUAUCGACAUGAUCUUGAGUCGUUUUUCUACGUGCUUAUCUGGCAAUGUGCCCGUCAUGGUUGGGAAAAAUUAAAUGAGCUACACGGACACGGACAGGACCCACCCAAAGACAGCAUGCUGAGAGAAUGGUAUACCGGAACUUAUAAGAAAAUUGCAAUUUAUAAACGAGGUAACAUGGAAGCUGGCGGAUUUGAGUACCUUUUGCACGAGUUUCCGCCGGAUUUUGAGCGUGUCAAGCAUCUUUGCAGGACCAUACGAGGCGUACUGUUUCCUUAUGGGAAGGAAGGACUUAUUGUUGGAACGCCGCAAGUCCCGCAGAGACUAUAUGAUCCUAUUAUUAAGGCGUAUGACGAUACAAUAGCUCUGAUUGAAACUGAAUAG
This is a messenger RNA of Paracoccidioides lutzii Pb01, 1176 nucleotides long. RefSeq lists its product as hypothetical. Gene Ontology annotation, biological process: protein phosphorylation. The coding region runs from base 1 to 1176 and encodes 391 amino acids. The transcript is spliced from 2 exons. Gene Ontology annotation, molecular function: protein kinase activity. The record is from RefSeq and is a predicted model, not a curated record.